Messenger RNA from Fusarium redolens, 1813 nucleotides. RefSeq lists its product as uncharacterized. The record is from RefSeq and is a predicted model, not a curated record. The transcript is spliced from 2 exons. NCBI's taxonomy places the organism in Eukaryota, Fungi, Ascomycota, Sordariomycetes, Hypocreales, Nectriaceae. The coding region runs from base 452 to 1813 and encodes 453 amino acids.
GUCAGAUUAACGUGUCGCAAACUCCGUUUGGAGAACAGUCCAAGUGGUGCAAACCGUUCGAUCAAGUUACACCGCAGUCACACCAGAUGCCGUUACCCCUAUCCGUACAACACCCAACCGCCUCACCAGUACCACAGAACCAGCAGGGGACAUAAUUGGUUAGUCUACGAAUAUGCCACCGCAGCUUUGACAGAACCUGCAGUGAUAUGUCUGCGAAUUCGCAGCACCCGUGUAAAGAAACGGCAAACAGGCCAUGAUCAACGUUUGAUAAGAACUCGAAGUCUUGAGUGCCUCCCGAGCUCGGCAUAGUAAUGCUGUGUAAGUGGAUUAUAUCUCUACUUAAGGAGCGCUAUGGCUUGCUAGGGUUUGUAAUGUCUCUUGAUGAGGAGACGGAGGAUAUACUCUGAAUAACUGAACCUGAUUCACUCUCUACAGUGGCUUCUACUGCACCAUGGGCAUGCUUGUCCUCUUUUUCGUUAUCCUAGUCGCAGGGGCCUACGUUGCUGUGGCCCAGCAGCAGCCUUUUCAUGCUUCUAGAAAUGCUGUUUUGUCGGUGGAUAUACUUCCCUCGCUUCCAAAGUCUUUCAAUCCUAUUCCAACCACAGUUCUGACUGUGGACUGUCUUUUCUGUUCUUCUACGGACGAUGGGGAGGUUUCUUCUUCCACUUUCGUGGAUACUACGACAUAUACACAGAUAUUCAGCAUUGGGACCGAGUUCCCUGAACCGUCAUUGUCUGUAGAGGCAUCUGGGACGGUAAUCUGCGCACCGCAUUGUCAAACCUUUGUGACUGUUUCUUGGAAGAGUGGUGAAUCGAAGGUUGCCCCUCUUACUCCCGUCCCAGUGGCAACCACUUGCAUCACGAUAUUCAACACCCCUAUUCCUAUUCCCCUUCGCACGACAGAUAUGUGGACUCCAGUCAUUCCAUCACCUUCUCUAUCAACAUCGACGUCGUGCUCGACUACUGACACGGACUUGUCUCCUUGGACGUGGCCUCAACCUGGGCCUUCCAUAUCGACCGAGCUGGUUUCGAGUGGGCUAGGAAUACCUCCAUGGACAUCAGCAGCAACAGAGGAGGCGACGUCUGUUUCAGAAUCGACGUCGGGAGUUACAGUGGUCUAUCCCAGUGGCACAGAGAUAACACCAACGUGGUCAUUCGUGUCUGUUCAGACAUCUCCAGCUACGGAAAUGCCAGCGUCAACGUGGACGUCAACAUCAACACUGACUGAAGAGGUCACUGUCUCGGAACCGUGUACGACAGAGAUCACGGUAACAAUGACCAAAACCUUCUAUGAGACAUGGGAGUCCAAGGCACUUCAGACAAUCACGCUAUCUCGUACAAUAUCGACCACCAUCGAGACAGUGACUGUGGAGGCUUAUUCUACGUCGACAGGAGAGGUUGUGGUCGAAGGUACGAAGACGGAGUUAACAACCGUUGAGGCUGUUAGUUCGGGUGUAGACUGUUCGGAGGCUGGAAAGUGCUGCGCUGCUUGUUCAGCUACAGCUGAGUCUAUCGGCGUUGAGACGGCGACUUCAACUCUCGUGGGAACAUACACGACUGUCGAGGAGUAUGUGUCUUCUGCCGGGGGCUCUUGGGUGCCAGCUGGGUCUCCCUCUGGGGCUGCAGUCGUUCCUGGCACGGAGGGCUCAACUCUCACAACCUCAGAGACACUUACAGAGACGACAACCAUAUCUGGUUCGUACGCUGAGUCGGAGACAGCCGGCCCAACGUCCGUUCAGACUGCGGGAGCCGCCCAUGUGACGGCAGCUGUGGGAAUAGGGGCUAUUUUUGGUCUAAUGGGUUUGUUGGCUUGA